Molecule: messenger RNA, 1737 nt
Organism: Penicillium lagena
Lineage: Eukaryota; Fungi; Ascomycota; Eurotiomycetes; Eurotiales; Aspergillaceae
Product: nucleobase:cation symporter-2 family protein
Exons: 5
Coding region: 1-1737 (578 amino acids)
Biological process (GO): transmembrane transport; xanthine transport
Cellular component (GO): fungal-type vacuole; membrane
Molecular function (GO): xanthine transmembrane transporter activity
Source: RefSeq, a predicted model, not a curated record
AUGGAUCACUCCAUCCACUCGACGGAUGGCCCCGACAUCAUCGUGCCGGGCACGACGCCCCAGCUGCGUUUCAGUCAGCGCAUGCGACGGGUCGUCAAGGCGUUCACUACUCGAGAGGGCCUGGUCGGGGAUUACGAUUAUGCGUUCCUUUUUCGACCCGCCAUUCCCUUCUUCAAGAAGGAUCCUCGGCCCGCGCCGUUCUUUGGCCUGAAUGAUCCUAUGCCGGUGUUCCUGGCGCUGCUGCUAGGGCUGCAGCAUGCGCUGGCUAUGUUGGCCGGCAUCGUCACGCCGCCCAUCAUUCUGGCCGCCGGUCUGAACCUAUCUGCUGAGCUGACUCAAUACCUGGUCUCAGUCUCGCUCAUCGUCUGUGGGCUGCUCUCCUCGGUCCAGAUCACCCGCUUCCAUGUCUACAAAACCAAUUACUACGUCGGUUCCGGCGUGCUCUCCGUCGUUGGGGUCUCCUUCGCAAUUAUCAGUGUCGGUCCCGCCGCCUUCGCUCAGAUGUACGAAAAUGGCUUCUGUCCCACGGCCGACGAUGGGACGCCGCUGCCCUGCCCAGAUGGCUACGGCGCCCUGAUAGCCACCGCCGCCGUCACGGCCCUGAUUGAAAUCCUGUUGUCCUUCAUCCCCCCUAAGACGCUGCGCAAGAUCUUCCCACCCAUUGUCACCGGCCCCACGGUCAUGCUGAUCGGGCUCUCCCUGGUCCAAAGUGGCUUUGACGACUGGCUCGGUGGUUCCGGUAGUUGUAUGUCGCGGCCCACCAGCGGCAUGUACAUGGUGUGUCCCCAAGUCGGUGCGCCGCACGCGCUACCCUGGGGUAGUGCCGAAUUUGUCGGAUUGGGGUUUGUGGUUUUCUUGACUAUCCUCAUCUGUGAGCGAUUUGGGUCCCCCAUCAUGAAGUCCUGCUCCGUCGUUCUCGGUCUGUUGGUCGGCUGCAUCAUUGCUGCGGCCUGCGGAUACUUCGAUCCUUCGGGCAUUAAUGAGGCUCCUGUCGCCUCCUUCAUCUGGGUUCACACCUUCAAACUCCAAGUCUAUGGUCCUCUCGUGCUCCCUCUCCUUGCCGUGUCCAUCAUCUGCGCCUGUGAAUCUAUCGGAGACACCACCGCCACUUGCGAUGUCUCCCGCCUCGAGGUCGAGGGCGAGGUCUUCGAAUCCCGUCUGCAGGGUGCGGUCUUAGCGGACGGCCUCAACUGUGUAGCCGCCUCUCUGAUGACGGUGACGCCUAUGACCACCUUUGCUCAGAAUAACGGUGUCAUUGCUCUGACCCGCUGUGCCAACCGAAAAGCGGGUUACUGCUGCUGUCUCUUCCUGAUCAUCGCCGGAAUCUUCUCCAAGUUCGCCGCCGCCAUCACUGCCAUUCCUUCCGCCGUUCUUGGGGGGAUGACCACCUUCCUGUUCACUUCUGUGGCCGUCAGUGGUCUGGCGAUUAUCUCGAAAGUGCCGUUCACCCGUCGCAAUCGUUUCGUCAUGACAGCUUCGUUGGCUUUGGGUUACGGAGCGACUCUCGUCCCCACCUGGUUCGCCUAUGUCUUCAGCCCUACCACAAACAAGAGCCUCCUGGGUUUGGAGGAUGCCGUCAUCCUCGUUCUGGAGACUGGCUUUGCCGUGACCGCAUUUGUGGCUAUGUUCCUCAAUCUCAUCUUGCAGGAGGAAAUUGAAGAAACGCCAGCGAAUGCUCCACCCACACCGGACAGUUCCACCCUCCAUCCCGUCUACGAGGGUCCUAAGGAUAUGUAA